UACCAUGAUGGGAUUCUGAUCUUCACUGUUGCUGCACCACAGGUCUCUUAACAACCAGUAACCUAAAAGAUAAAAUGACCAGUCUUACUGCAGGAAGAGUAACACAAGGCCAGCAAGAGUCAACUUAAAACUAACUGGAGUAGCAGCAGAGGCAAUCUUACAGGCCACGUGAAGACCCACAUUACCUAUGCACCUAGCAAAAAUCUGAAACUACAAACCAGUUGCAGGAACUCCUGUCUCACAAUGCUGUCUAUCCAGCUGCCACUGCUACUCCUCUGCCUGACCUUGUCUGGUGUUUGCCUCAAUGGGGGGCAGCCCCUUCCAGAAGCAAGUGAGAACAUGGGAAGAAGACCCCUGGAUAACAUCCUGCAGAGAUCUGAAAGCUUCAUCCUUCAGUCUGUCCUCAAGAAAGCUGAAAAGAAAGAAGAGAUGAAUAAAGAAUUAAAUGCCCCUCUGCCAGAAUGGCUUUCCAAAAGACAACACCCCGGAAAAAGAUACAUAAGCGACCUGGAAAAGAGACAGCAUCCUGGAAAAAGAGAUGUCAAGGAAGAAGCAUCUUAUGGAGACAUUCAGAAGAGGCAGCAUCCAGGGAAAAGGGAGGUAGAAGACGACCUUGCCAGCUAUCUGGAGCUGAAAAAGCGACAGCAUCCUGGCAGAAGGUCGCUGUGGGACCAACAUGUGGACAUCCCUAGUGCACGUCUGACUUACUUGAAUGUGUUAUCCAAAAGACAGCAUCCAGGGAGAGGGUAUCUGAUGCAUAAACAUCAGCAUCCUAGCAAGAGAGGCUGGAAUGAUGAGCUAGACAUAAGUGACCAUGAUGGGGAGAAACGCCAGCACCCUGGAAAAAGGCACUGGGAUACCGAUAACCCAGAUUAUGCAGGUCCCUGUGACCUUCAGGAGUCCUCCACCUGUAACACAGGCAGCUUGUGGGUUGAUUUACCAGAAAAAUUUAGCAAAGACAGGGUAGAAGAAAAACGUCAGCACCCAGGAAGGAGAUCAACAUGGGAGAGUGAAACAGAGGAAUGAGAAAGUAAUUGUGUAUCAUUUGCAUUUGGUGAAGUAAAUUGCCAGAACACUAAAAAAUUCUGUUCACUCCCUUUUGGCUUCCUGCUGCUGAUCUCCGCACUACCUUCCAGUGAGUGAGUGUCCCCAUUUGAGCUAAUGGCUUUGUCACACACUUAAAGUAACGGAACAGAAGCAAUCAGUUGAAUGGCCCAGGCAAGUACUGAGAGUCUUCGACUCCCCCACUCUGUGAAGUUAAGAGUGCUCUGUUCCUUAUGGUCCUAGACCCCAGAAUAAUCCUAUGUGCGGUCUUAAACAGGAUCUUUAAUAUCUGUUCAGCUGCUACUCAAGAAGAAUAAUUGCAUGGCUUCCUCUCAUGUCAGUGAAAUCAGUACAUGAAUUGGAAGAAAAAAGUAUAACAUGCAAAUUAUUUCAAAAUGAAAUUGAGUAGGUUUUCAAUUCUAAAUGAUACAUUAAUGAGACCCUGUGCACUACAAUCUAUCUAGACAGUAAGCACUGAACAGAGAUAGGGAAUGUUCCAAGUGCAAAAGAUUAGAUGACUGGCUUCAUAGUUUGCCUUGGAACUGCACCAAGGAAUCAUUUCAUCUAGGAGGCUGCAUAGUUCAAAGGGUUAACGCAUCCCAGAGCAACUCAACCUAAGCUGUGAACUUUGCUGUGUACACCCCAAACUAGAACUCCCACCCUGGUGUGUCCACAUUUCAGUCACUCCCCUUGAAAUCACGCCUUCUCCUUAGAUGUUUAAAAUUGAAACAAAUUUUCUUUCUGAUAUCUAUCUUUUCUUCUGAUACAGAUUUCUGAUUUUUCCCCUCUCAAAGGAAUGCUCUUCCUUUCUGUGGUCAGACUCCCAAAAGUAUUUAUUUGAUAUGAAUGGUUCAAUAAACAUCAAUAGUAAACUCUGGGUGUCCUUACUGGUGGUGCAAAACAUACUGUAAUAGAGUGAAAAACUUAAAACCAACCCAAGCUAAACAAAAAUAAAUGAACACCCAGGGAUAUUUUUCAGUGGAAAGUUUUUGCAUGCUGGUCAGCCCACGUUUACACCUAAAACUGGUUUGCUACUGAAGUGGAAGGGUGAUUUGCAUAUAUAUUCCCUUUUUCAAUCUUCUACCUGUAUGAUACACAAGUACAAAGAUCUGGGCUAAACCCUAUCACCUCGCUCACUGGGAAUUUCUACUGUUUGAGAAUGAUCUUGGCAAGCAAAACGUGGUUUAAGUUUGAGGCAGAUUCAUUUUAAACAAUGGAAGAAAGGUUGACUGAUCUACCUGCUCAAACCUUCUCAAUUCCAUGAUUCAGUGCAACAUACAGCAAGACACGCAGACAUGCAAGUCACUGAAGAAGAAAAAAUUAAUUUCACCAGUCUUGUGCUUGCAGGAUGGCUUUGCUGUAGCUAAGCUCUACUGGAUGUGACCGAUUACUAUGUUUGUACACGCACACACAGAAACAAAUAGAAUUGUUCUUUCUCAAUACCAUCAUACCUUUCUCAAUACCAUCAAAACAUGUUAUAUGCCUUGAGUGUUCUUUCUAAAAACGGUUGUUUCCCCACUCUCUGCCUCAGAGCACAUCCUUUGUUAUAGAAGUUAAUUCCUCCAUAUGACUUAAUUACCCUAACAAAGAAUAAUUAACGAUCUCAGCAAGUUUGAUGGAAGAUAGAUACUCCCAGGUUGAUCAACACUCUACUUGGUCUGUCAAACAGUUUCUACUUUUGGAGACAACGUACUGUUCAAUGCAUGUGACAACUGGUAGACCUGUUUUAUUGACAGGGGUUUUCUAAUUAAAAAGUGCUGAACAAAUCCUCAGAGGAGGUAGCUAGCAACAUAACCGUACACUCCGAAUUCCUUUAGCAAGUUUUCUCUAUACAGUGCUUUCUAAAAUGCUCGUUUCAUUUCACAAGUGGAAAAAAAAAAAGAUUUCUAUAAAGAUUACCAUUUCAUAUACCAUUUCCUGCAAUGAAUCGGUGCUUCUUACAGAUCAGUAGUACUACACAAGACU
Molecule: messenger RNA, 3009 nt
Organism: Anas platyrhynchos (mallard)
Lineage: Eukaryota; Metazoa; Chordata; Aves; Anseriformes; Anatidae
Source: RefSeq, a predicted model, not a curated record